Castor canadensis (American beaver) is the source of this 1237-nucleotide messenger RNA. The record is from RefSeq and is a predicted model, not a curated record. NCBI's taxonomy places the organism in Eukaryota, Metazoa, Chordata, Mammalia, Rodentia, Castoridae.
GUGUAGAAUGAGCCAAGGAGACUCAAAUCCAGCAGCUAUUCCACAUGCAGCAGAAGAUAUUCAAGGAGAUGACAGAUGGAUGUCUCAGCACAACAGAUUUGUCCUCGACUGUAAAGACAAAGAGCCUGAUGUACUCUUCGUGGGAGACUCCAUGGUACAGUUAAUGCAGCAGUACGAGAUAUGGCGAGAGCUUUUUUCCCCACUUCAUGCACUUAAUUUUGGAAUUGGGGGAGAUACAACAAGACACGUUUUAUGGAGACUAAAGAAUGGAGAACUGGAGAACAUUAAACCUAAGGUCAUUGUUGUCUGGGUAGGAACAAACAACCAUGAAAAUACAGCAGAAGAGGUGGCAGGUGGGAUCGAGGCCAUUGUACAGCUUAUCAACACAAGGCAGCCACAGGCCAAAAUCAUCGUAUUGGGUCUGUUACCUCGCGGUGAGAAGCCCAACCCCUUGAGACAAAAGAAUGCCAAGGUGAACCAGCUUCUCAAGGUUUCCCUGCCGAAGCUUGCCAAUGUGCAGCUCCUGGAUACAGAUGGGGGCUUCGUGCACUCGGACGGUGCCAUCUCCUGCCAUGACAUGUUUGAUUUUCUGCAUCUCACAGGAGGGGGAUAUGCAAAGAUCUGCAAACCCCUCCAUGAACUGAUCAUGCAGUUGUUGGAGGAAACACCCGAGGAGAAACAAACCACCAUUGCCUGACUGGCUCCUGUCAGUGUUAAUAGUAUCCAGCUUCCUCAGAUCAGUUAUAUCACUGGCACUACAGAAUCCUCUUUCUUAAGGCACUUUGCAUUGUAGAAUGUUCCCGGAUGUUCAUAUCUAGUGUUUGAAGGGGAGGAAGGAUUUAAACUGGUCCUGUAUAUAGGUUUGUUUAACACAGGAGAAAAAUUAGCCAAGGAAGAGUGUUUAAAUUUAUUUGAAACCAGAAGGGGACUUUCAGUUGUAUGUAUGACACGUUCAUUAAAUUAUCACUCCUUUUCCUAGGACAACAUCAAGCCUAAGUACUAAAUAAUAUGAACAUUCUUUUUUUGGCCUUUUUUUUCUGUGGAUUAUGUCUUGUAAUAAUUGUCAGAAUGCACACCUACUCGGCUUUAAAACAAAUGUCUCCCCCCUCCCCCCAGUUUUUAAAUCCAUAACUUAGUCUUUUGUUAUUAAUUUGUUUUCCUCAUGUACCCUCAGUAUUUUCUUAACAUAUAGCAUCAGAUUAAACAUGCUUGUUUCUCCAAUAUAGGAGAUGCUAUA